Molecule: messenger RNA, 2954 nt
Organism: Oreochromis aureus
Lineage: Eukaryota; Metazoa; Chordata; Actinopteri; Cichliformes; Cichlidae
Exons: 4
Coding region: 623-2221 (532 amino acids)
Source: RefSeq, a predicted model, not a curated record
UGCCUCUGGACUAUGCGCUUUGAGGCUAAACAUAGUUUCUUUAAGAAGGUUGUUAAACACACAAACAGCUUCAGAAAUGUACUAUUGUCACUUGCCUCAAAGCACCAGAUGAUGAUGGCAUACUAUUCAGAUGGUAAUGCAUUGAAGCCAUCAGUGUGUGUCACUAAAGUAUCAUCUCUUCCAUUGGAACUGCUUGAUGUAGAAAUACAGCAGUGUCUCAAGGAACUUUAUCCAACACAAGCCUAUGUGAAUUUGACCAACUCUCUGACUCAUCAUGGAACUAAAUAUGCCUCAGGAAUGGUUUUGCCUCAUGGAUCUACUUGUGGCUUACCUGACUUUGUGGAGAUUUUACAGAUUGUUGUCUUAAGCAAUGAAUUUCUUUUCAUUGUGAAGUUGCUCAACAGCUGGUAUGAUGAACAUUUUAGGGCAUUUAUUCUGGAUCCUUCUGGGAAAAUGACCUUAAUACAUCCCAGAGUACUUGGUGACACUUACCCCUUAACACCAUAUCGUGUUGAAGGCAAACAAAUGGUGUCAAUAAAACGUCACAUUGUUUGUUAGUGUAAGGGGAAAGACUCAGAUACCCCCUUUCUUUUUCUUUUUUCUUGUGGUUUUUAUUCUGCAGAUGGACUCCGUUGCCUUGAAAGUAAUUUUUGGACAACAGAGUGAGAAGCUUGUGCUCUCUUCAGGAAUGCCCAGGACUGUUGAGGAGUUGCAUGAGACAGUGAGAGAGACAUUUGGGCUAGUUGAGGAUUUCACAUUGCACUAUUAUGAUGACUCAUUUGGAGAUUUCUUUACACUUCAUUCUCCCAACCAAAUCAAAGAUAGGGGUACAGUCAAAGCUGUGAUCAUUCCAUCAGUAGUGCUUACAUUGAUUCCUCAGUGUGAAAAUCCCUCAGAUGUAAGUUCACUGAAUGAAAGUUCAAGCUCUUCAACCUAUAAAACCACAGAGGACCAAACAGAUGGAUCAUCUCGGUCUUCAGACAACACUGUCAUACUCUCCCCUCUUCAAAGUCCUCUGAAGACUGCAUGGCCAGAUGAAAUUGUCAUUCCACUUUUCUCUGUGGCAACAGAGACUGUACUGAAAAAUGCCAAUGAAGUCUUUGUUCAAAAUGGCACUGUGCUGAACAAUACUUCAGUCAAGUCAGAUAUAAUGGAAAAAUUAGCUGAUUAUAUGUACAGCUACACAGCCUACCCUACUGGCCUUCAAAUUGGAGAAGUGGCAGAGGCUCUGGUCAAAAAGCACCCAUGUCUGACAGAGCCAGGCAGUCGUAAUGGCUGGAUGGGAUGGAUGUAUAGUCUUAAAUACAAGAUGGGAAAUUACAGGUCAAAGUUACGAAGUCUUGGAGUUCCAGAGGUUACUUGCAACUCACUGAAGAACAAGCACCCUGAUGACAAGGCUCCAGCGAAAAACAUAAAGAAGGCGCGGAAAGGAGAAGUGCUGUUUCUGCCACACUAUCCAGGACAAGAUGGUAAAGAACAGCAAGAGCUGGAGCGACAACAACUGAUUGAUGAGUGUAAGAAGAAAAACAGCACAGCCAUCAAGGAUUUAAUGUGCAAAACCUUUGCACAUAGAAGACAUGAUAUUAUCAGCCAACAGCUGAGUGUCAGCGACAUCAAGGACAGAUGGCCGGCGUUGUUUGACGUCUCCCAAGUCAGUGCAGAGUUUCAUAGGAUCACGACCCUGAACCUUGAACCAAAGUUCAUGUCAUCGUUGGACUUGUAUUCAUCCAAACUCCUGUCCUUGUUUCAAGCCAAGAAAGGUGCUGCUGGACAACGCCACAGGGCACAGUUAAACCUUCUGCUUCAGAGUGGAAAUUCCAUCGAGAAAAAACGAGAAGUCAUCAUCAGAUGUCUCAUUGACCAUCUGGGAGAGGAUCCAAGUGCCUUAAUCAAAACCUUUGAGGACGGUGCUGAUGCUGUCUUUGUUGAAGAGGCUUUGGCUGAGGAGGUGAUGAAGAUUUACCUGCUGCAGAAUCAAGACAGGUCAGGCGAACCUACUGAUGUGGGUAUUGUUAUUGAAGGCGUUACUGUUCUGGGCAAACUUGGGAAUCUGAGCAAAGCCUGUUGCUAUCUUUUGGGACUGUGCUAUGCUCUGGAUCUGAAAUACCCCAAGAAUCUCAAAUGCACAUUUGAAGCAUUUCAAAAAGUGUUCAUGGAGCUGGAUCCAGGAAACCUUUCUGUCAAGGUUCAAAGACUGAAAAAUGACCUCUGUUCAUUGUAGACAAAAUUUCACAGGGCUGUUCUUAAAGUGUUAGACUUGUUAAGUGACAUGUAAUGCUCAUCAAAAGGUUCAGUUGCGGCAUUACAUUGUGUUGACAUUCCUGUUCAUAAAUAAUGUUUGUACCAUAAACUGUGUUUUUGUAUUAACUUUCCAGAUUCACAUUAAGGUGUAAAUGGGAGAGUAUCUUCUGUAUGGGUUUUCUUUCUUUUUUUUUUUUUUUUUUUUUUUUUUUUUUUUUUUUUUUAGCGCAAUCCUUUUUGAAACCUUUUUAUUUAAAUUAUGGAUGUUUUUUGGUCACUCUUUAGUUAUAAUCUUCCCAAUUUUUUGGAAUCAAAAUAAGAUGUUCAAAAACUAUGUCACAGUGCAAAUGUUUUUUUUUUUCAGGAUUUAUAUUUUUUUGGGAUCCUAAUUUUAUUUUUGUCAUUUGAUCUUUUCUGAAAAGGUAAAGCACUGCAUUCACUUGAGCCACUUUUAUUCUUUGUAUGGCAGGUACAUUUUUCUUGUUGUUAGCAUCAAUAUGCCAGUUUUACAGAGUUUUAUCAAGCAUGCCAAUUUGGAUGCAAUUUUAUUAUAUAAGGCUGUUGUGACUGAAAUUUUAUCCACUGAAUGUAGAACAGAUUUCAGGUCACUGUGUUCAGAGAAGGAAUCUGCUAAAUGUGUGAUUCCCAAAAAAGCUGGUUAAAAUAAAUCAUUGUGAACAAUGUUGAACUGACGUGGUUCUUUUUUCCUGUGU